AUGUCUGGCUGGAAAUACGCGUUUUCGUUAUCCAAGGCUGAGGUCAAGGACGCAACUCCGCCAGGAACAGUCCGCCUCGUUGACCAUCACGUCCAUGAGAAGGCACUCGAGGCUGGACAAACUCAGUCUGAUACUUCGGAUUCCGCCAGCGAUGAGAUCGUUCGUUUUCCCAGACCGUCCGCGGACCCAGCCGAUCCUCUUAACUGGCCAUCAUGGCGAAAGGUCGCCCUAUUGUUGACAGCUUCCAUCUAUGCCUUCGUCGGCAACUUCGCAAGUUCAGGCCUGGCGCCGGCUUUGCAAGCCUACAACUUGAAUUUCCCCACCGACCCGCAGCCUUUCUCCCAGCUCACGCAACUUAUUGCCGUUUCGGUCCUGAUGAUGGGGGCCUCUAACAUCUUCUGGGUGCCGCUGUCGAAUAUCCUGGGCCGACGGCCGAUAUUGCUACUGGCUACACUCCUUAUGACAUUGGCCUCCAUGUGGGGUGGCCUCGCGCCGUCUUUCAGCUCUCUCCUCGCCUCGAGAGUCUUUCAAGGCACCGGUGCUGGGCCAUCUGAAACAGUGGCCCCUGCUCUCAUCGGAGAGGUCUUCUUCCUGGACUCGCGCGGCAGGGCUAUGGCCAUCUACACAACAUUCCUCAGUCUGGGCUCCAUCAUCGGUGGGAUCAGCGGGAGCUAUAUUGCUUUUCAUCAGGGCUGGGCGUACGUCUUCUGGGUCAGCACCGCGCUCUCGGCAGCUUGCUUCAUCGGAACCGUGCUCUUUGUCCCGGAGACGCUGUACACCAGGAGUAAUGUCUUGUCGCCACAGUCUUCUCGCACACAGCAGGACACGUCCAAAGUCGGAGAGACCCUACAUGUGGAGAGGUUCCCAUCGGCCAACGUCGUCAGCUCAGAAUACCGCCCCUACACCUUCGCCCGCUCCCUCGGCUUUGGCCCCGUUCAUGGAGGCAAAGUGCUGUCAAACUUCAUUCAGCCCUGGAAGACGCUGGCCCUGCCUGGUACGUGGGUCGUGAUGCUUCAUUACGCCGGUCUCGUCGGCGGGAUCGUGACGAUUUCUACCAUAGGAGCUCAGCUCGUCUCACAGCCGCCCUACCUCUGGGGGGCCAAUGCUGGUCUCAUUAACGUUGGCCCCAUAAUUGGAGCUCUCCUGGGUGCGGCAUUCACCUACUUCACAUCCGACGCGCGUCUCCUCGGCCAAGCCAAACACGAGGGCCACGGCUUCGCUGAGCCGGAAAGCAGGCUGCCGACCAGCUUCCCUGGGCUAUUCAUUGCCACCUGCGGCCUGUUCGUGUUUGGGUUCUGUGCGCAGAACCCGGGACCCAAGGUCUGGGUCGGUCUAGAGGUUGGGUAUGCGAUGCUGUCUUUCGGCUUGAUGCAGGUGCCCUCCAUCGACUUCAACUAUCUCAUCGAUUCAUACUCGCAUCUCGCUGGUGACUGUUUCGUUAUUGUCACUAUCCUUCGAUCGGUCAUUUCGUUUGCGUGGACCUUCUUUGUGGCCGAUUGGGUGGCUGAAAAAGGACCAGCCGAGCCCUUUGGAAUCUUCGGCAUGCUGUUAGGCAUCUUCAGUCUCUUAGCAGUUCCACUGUGGUUGUUUGGGAAGCGCAUGAGGAUCGCGACCGCCAGCCACCUGGAUAUUCGGUCUUAA
Molecule: messenger RNA, 1641 nt
Organism: Diaporthe amygdali
Lineage: Eukaryota; Fungi; Ascomycota; Sordariomycetes; Diaporthales; Diaporthaceae
Exons: 3
Coding region: 1-1641 (546 amino acids)
Biological process (GO): transmembrane transport
Molecular function (GO): transmembrane transporter activity
Source: RefSeq, a predicted model, not a curated record